Oncorhynchus kisutch (coho salmon) is the source of this 2641-nucleotide messenger RNA. RefSeq names its product insulin gene enhancer protein ISL-3. The transcript is spliced from 6 exons. Gene Ontology annotation, cellular component: nucleus. Gene Ontology annotation, biological process: neuron fate specification; positive regulation of transcription by RNA polymerase II; axonogenesis. The record is from RefSeq and is a predicted model, not a curated record. NCBI's taxonomy places the organism in Eukaryota, Metazoa, Chordata, Actinopteri, Salmoniformes, Salmonidae. Gene Ontology annotation, molecular function: DNA-binding transcription factor activity, RNA polymerase II-specific; cis-regulatory region sequence-specific DNA binding. The coding region runs from base 113 to 1204 and encodes 363 amino acids.
AACUGAAGUUAUCAGACAGCCAGGCACAGGCUUCUCACCUCCCUCCUUUCUCCUCUUCUUCUCCUUCUUACUUCUUUUCUGCAUCUUAUCGCAAUCCCGUCAUCAUUCCUGUAUGGUGGAUAUUAUUUUCAACUCUUCUUUCUUGGGUGAUAUGGGGGAUCAUUCCAAAAAGAAGUCCGGAUUCGCGAUGUGUGUAGGCUGUGGAAGUCAGAUACAUGACCAGUACAUUCUGAGAGUUUCCCCGGACCUGGAGUGGCAUGCAGCCUGCCUGAAGUGUGCUGAGUGCAACCAGUACCUGGAUGAGACAUGCACUUGCUUCGUACGGGACGGAAAAACCUAUUGCAAAAGAGAUUAUGUAAGGUUAUUUGGAAUAAAAUGUGCAAAAUGCAACCUGGGAUUCAGCAGCAGUGAUUUGGUGAUGCGAGCCCGGGACAAUGUGUACCAUAUCGAGUGUUUCAGAUGUUCCGUGUGUAGCAGGCAGCUCUUGCCGGGGGAUGAGUUCUCUCUCCGGGACGAGGAGCUGCUGUGUCGGGCGGACCACAGUUUACUAAUGGAGCGGAGCUCUGCCGGAAGCCCAAUCAGCCCCGGACAUAUCCACUCCAACAGAUCACUACACUUAGCAGCAGAGCCGGUGACAGUACGGGCACCACACCGAAACCACGUCCACAAGCAGUCAGAGAAGACAACACGAGUGCGAACCGUUUUGAACGAGAAGCAGCUCCACACGUUACGGACCUGCUACAACGCCAAUCCGCGGCCAGAUGCGCUAAUGAAGGAACAACUGGUGGAAAUGACCGGCCUCAGCCCAAGGGUUAUUCGAGUUUGGUUCCAGAAUAAAAGAUGCAAAGACAAAAAGAGAUCUAUUCUCAUGAAGCAACUUCAGCAGCAGCAACACAGUGAUAAGACUGUAAGCAUCUUCAGUCUACAGGGGCUCACAGGUACGCCUCUGGUUGCCAGAAGCCCUAUCAGGCACGACAACACGGUGCAGGGUAACUCGGUGGAGGUGCAGACCUACCAGCCUCCCUGGAAGGCCCUCAGCGAGUUCGCCCUGCAGAGUGAUCUGGACCAGCCGGCCUUUCAACAACUGGUGUCUUUCUCGGAAUCGGGUUCAUUGGGAAACUCCUCCGGCAGCGACGUGACUUCUCUGUCAUCGCACUUACCCGACACCCCGAACAGCAUGGUACCCAGUCCGGUGGAGACGUGAGACCGUGCCACCAGCCUCGGUUCCAGGCCUAGCAUGUUCCCGCCCCGGUCCCCGGUCCCCUGCAUGUGACCAGCUCAUCACAGCGUCCUAAAGACAGAGGAGUCGUUUCGGACAUGGAGAGGAAAGUGACAUAUUCUCAAUUUUGAACAAUUACCUAACGGCACUAUAAAGCAACGCGUACGAAAGCCCUUCUUCUUAAGACAGUUCAGCAUUUUUGAGGAUAUCAGUGACAAAACAAAAACGAACUUCGUUGCAUGAACCGAAAGAAGAUAGAAGAUUCUCGUGAUGGAUUUACAAAACAGCCUCCCUCCAUAUUACAUUGGAGCCAUUUGAUGUCGAACCAGAUGGACAUUCUGCAAUUCAUUGUGAACAUGUCGUGUCUUGGUUUCUUUAUGUGAUUUUUGAUACAUUUAUUUCGUUAUCAAGCCCAUAGACUCGUGUGUUUGUCUUAAAAAGGAGCAUGAUUUCCGAAGAUUAUAUAAAAAAGAUUCUUGUUGUUAAAUAUUUUAUCUUAAUAGGAAGAGGGCAGGUUGUUUGAGCCUCUCUAACAAAAGUAAGUUAUUGUUAUUUAUUGUCAGGACAACGAUUCAUAAAGGAAUUAAUAACUGAUCAAAAAUAAAACUGUUAAAUCUUUAUAAUGUCUAAGGUACACAGUCUUUGCAUAAACUCUUGUAGAAUUUCCCAAGAUAGGCUUUACACCCCCGUUCCCUCACUAGGCUUACACCCCGGUUCCCUCACUAGGCUUACACCCCCGGUUCCCUCACUAGGCUUACACCCCCGUUCCCUCACUAGGCUUACACCCCCGUUCCCUCACUAGGCUUACACCCCCGUUCCCUCUCUAGGCUUACACACCCGUUCCCUCACUAGGCUUACACCCCCGUUCCCUCACUAGGCUUACACCCCCGUUCCCUCACUCAGCCUGUGGCAUGCAGUUCAUCAAGUGGACCAGUAGUUAUUUGAGCUAUAAACAUCAAAACCUUCAACCAAAGGUAUUCCCAAAACGAGUAUGCUUCACGCAAACCUUAUAGGCCCCCAGUUCCCCGAGCUACUAAACCACAUAGGUGUAGGCCUAUAUGCAACAAAUCAAACACCAAUAUAUUUCUGAAUUUAUCAAAAUAAUAAUUGUGCUAACAAGGUGAAUAAGUUUACAAUCGGUUUUAGUUCCCUAUUUAUCCCUGCAUUAGGCUUUAAACCACUGCAAAAAGAGGCCUAUUAAAAGUGCGAUACAAAAUGAUGGAUGAAAACGUCAAUGAUCGAAUACUGAGGGUCCAUUGAUGAAAGCAUUUGCAUAUAAAUGUUGAAUGUUAUGACUAUUAUCAGGCUAAUCUGAUAGGCCUAUUGAUUUGGGGGAAAUAUUUAUAAUCAUGUUAAUAUGUUAUUUUUUACGCAGGCUAUUUCAUCAUUUUAACUUUAAAAAACACUGGAGCUUAAAAUUUG